AUAUGUGAGUAAGAUGAGAUAAAAUAAGACACCUUCAGAAAGCUCUUCGACAAUUCGGAACAGAAUAUCGUUAACACCGUAAGGUGGGUUCGCGUGCGAUACAGACUAACUUGUCCUUGACUCAGUGAUGUGUUCUUGGUGCCAAACUAUGAAAAGUGUUGCGUGUCAGACAUACAUCAUUGUCAUACAAAUUGGUACGAAUGGUUACAUUUCUUUACAAUACACACACAUACAUACAUAUUAACCUUCAGACCACGUACUUCCAAUGCAGACUACAAGAUCAACAUCACUUCAUUCAAGAUCCGAUACAUGAAGUUCAAACACGGUUUCGGAAGCCAAUAUAUCCCCUGUAAGGGUUUCUACAUAUAUCGCAGUGAACUGUCAACUUUCAGAUAUUAUUUCGAAUUGUGUGUACUGUUGUGUUGUUCUUGUUGGGCCGACGUAUUGGUCCCGUUGAGCUGUAGUGGUUGAACCAUCCCCUCUUCAUUAACUACACCCAUUCAAGCGCAGUGUUUGGGCAGUGAAUGUAGAGGUCGCUCGCAAGUUGACAAUUUUAUUGUUAUUCCAAAUGAAAAGCGUUAUUAUGGUGGAAAUGUUUAAAGUGUUGUUGUUUUAAACUGAAGAAUGAACAUGUCUCUUCAUGAAAAUUAUUAAUCGUUUUGGUGAUUUAGUGUUUGUACUUCGCAUACGAAAUUAUAAUUAUCAUUUUCAUAGAAGAAAAUUUUGUCGUGUAAGUGGUUUAGUUUUAGAAAUUGCUGAAAAAAUUUUUGUUAAGAAGGAAGCGAACAUUAGAAUUAACACGAUGAUGGAUAUUAUUAAGAUGAACUAUUUGUGUUAUAUCUGGAAUUAGUAGAAUUUUUAUGGACACUGUGGUAUUAAGUAUUUUGAUGACCGAAGAAUAUUUUGGACUGAGGUAAUUACAGAUGAUUUAUUUUGAGAAUGGUGAAAGCAACAUUUUUAAGAGUGAUGUGGUUUAAUGGGAAAUAUAGUAAAUAAAUUAAAUCAUAAAUAUUUUCAAGAGAAAAUUACAAGCAGAGAAGAAAGACUACAGAAAUUGUCGAUCGUGAAAUAUAGUGAAUUUUUGGGGCGUGUUUUGGGAGUAUAUAAAAAAGUUUAAUUGGAUAUUUUGAUUUUUUAUUACAAAUGUGAUAUUUAAACUGAUAAGUAAGUAAUAUCUGACAAAGUUUAUUUUCUAAUAUCCUUUUAAUAGAAGCACGAAAUUGUAUUAAAGCCGCUAAUAUUGACUGAAAUGCAAGAUAAAUUUGCUGAGCCAGUAGACAAGAUACAGAAUCGAAUUCCAGAGACUCUAUUCAUCCUAUGACACUUCAAUUCAAAUAGAGUUACGAAUGUAAGUUCACAAAUUACUCUAUAGAACAGUACGGAACUGCACUCGACAAAAGACUGUAACCACAAUCGUAUGUAAUGUUUGUCAACUAAGCUCUACCAUGAACGGAAGCUUGAUAGAGGCCUGGUUCGACGAGGAAGAAGCAUCGGCAGAUGGCUCUAUCGAUUGGAAUUUUGCCGCUGGCACCCAGCACAACUGGUCAACAUCAGAAGAGACUUUCACCGAUGUCGUCACGAUCGGAAACAUCAAAAUUGAUACAAAUUUCACACUCGAUCCUAACACAUCAAAUGAAAGUGAUGUGACCUGGGACCUUCUUCAAAAGCGGGCACCCCUGGCCGCUCUCCUCCUGCUCUUCUCAGUGGCCACUGUGUUCGGCAACAUGCUUGUCAUUCUGGCUGUCAUCAGAGAGAGGUACUUGCACACAGCCACUAACUACUUCAUAACUUCAUUGGCCGUUGCGGAUUGCCUAGUGGGGCUUGUCGUAAUGCCCUUCAGUGCUGUGUAUGAGGUCCUAGAAAACAGAUGGUUCUUUGGUAUGGAUUGGUGUGAUGUAUGGAGAUCAUUAGAUGUCCUCUUCAGUACAGCUUCUAUACUUAAUCUUUGUGUGAUUUCUCUUGACCGUUACUGGGCAAUUACAGACCCUUUCACGUAUCCUACAAAAAUGACUGUGAAAAGAGCUGCAUUACUUAUUGCCGCUGUUUGGGUUUGUUCUGGAGCUAUUUCCUUCCCUGCUAUAGUUUGGUGGAGGGCGGUACGCACAGAAGUCGUGCCUGCCUUCAAAUGUCCUUUCACGGAUCAUCUGGGCUACCUGGUGUUUUCGUCAACUAUAUCCUUCUAUCUGCCCUUAUUUGUUAUGGUGUUUACGUACUACAGAAUAUACAGAGCCGCUGUGAUUCAGACUAGAUCACUGAAGCUAGGGUCAAAGCAAGUCAUGAUGGCUUCAGGCGAACUGGAACUCACACUCAGGAUCCACAGAGGAGGAAACAAUACCAGCUCCACAAACAGUGGAAGUACUGUUGUGGAUGACAGACAUAUGUACAGUACCGGAAGUGGAGGGACGCCUGAUGAACUUCCAGCUGAAAUUCUAGAUCCUGCUGACACUUUAUCACCACCGCAUCAUCACCAUCAUCACCAUCAACAUCAUCAUCACCAGAAUAAUGGUUUGACAAGACUUUCAUCAACCAGAAUUAUAUCUGGGAACACUAAUAGCAAGACAAUGUCUAAGAAUUUCUCUUUAAGUAGGAAACUUGCAAAAUUUGCUAAGGAGAAGAAAGCGGCGAAGACGUUGGGAAUCGUAAUGGGGGUGUUUAUCGUGUGUUGGUCUCCGUUCUUCGUGGUGAACCUACUCUCAGGGUUUUGCCAGCAGUGCAUCUGGAACGAGGAACUGGUGUCCGCUGUAGUGACGUGGCUUGGAUGGAUCAACUCCAGUAUGAAUCCUGUCAUAUACGCUUGCUGGAGCCGGGACUUCAGAAGGUCAGUUACGUUUCUCCAUAAUUGCAACACACUGUAUAAUUUUUGUGUGUGUGUGCGUAUUUCAUGUGAUGUAAGAUGCUAA
Messenger RNA from Cryptotermes secundus, 2900 nucleotides. Its product is annotated as dopamine receptor 2. Gene Ontology annotation, biological process: adenylate cyclase-activating adrenergic receptor signaling pathway. Gene Ontology annotation, cellular component: membrane. Gene Ontology annotation, molecular function: G protein-coupled receptor activity. The transcript has a single exon. The record is from RefSeq and is a predicted model, not a curated record. NCBI's taxonomy places the organism in Eukaryota, Metazoa, Arthropoda, Insecta, Blattodea, Kalotermitidae. Bases 1446 to 2900 code for a protein of 484 amino acids.